AUGUUCACAUUGAAAGAGACAGCUUCCUCAUCGCUGUCCCUACCAGCCGAUAAUUACAUUUACUCCCUUGUGCCGUCUGCGGCUGGCACCUUUGCUGCUAUCUCUUCCGAUGAUUCCUUGCGUGUCUUUGAUGCCGCUUAUCUUGAUCGCGUCGCGGUGAUCUCCCAGAAGUCACACGACGGAGGUGUCACUUCGUUGCGGACUUAUGCAGCGGGCGAGUCGCAGCUCUUGGCUACUGGUGGUCGCGAAGGCAAGGUAAAGUUAUGGGAUGUUCGAGCUGGAAAUGCAGUUCUUGAGGUAGAAACGACGAGAAAUGCCCCGGUGCUAUCUGUUGCAUGCAACCCAGAAACCAACACCAUUGUCGCGGGCACAGAGCUUCUUUCAUCACAAGCUGUUGUCGCAUUCUGGGAUAUCAGAUCUCCACAGGCACCCCGACUCCAAUAUGUGGAGAGCCACAAUGACGACGUCACAGAGCUUCAAUAUCACCCAACCCGCAGCAACAUCUUACUCUCUGGCAGCACAGACGGGCUUGUCAAUAUCUAUGAUACCACCGUGACAGACGAAGACGAUGCCCUGGUACAGGUCAUCAACCAUGGCUCGGUUCAUCAUGCUGGUUUCUUGUCCGAGAGUACCAUCUACGCUCUGAGCCACGAUGAGCAGUUCUCUAUCCACCCAGCCACUAACCCUGAUGAGCCUGGAGAGGCCCCGGAGCCAGUGGAUUUUGAUGACGUGCGAGAGCCGCUAGAUAUUGAGUAUGUGGUGCAGGUUUGCGUGGGUGGACAGGGACCGUAUAUCGCGGCUGGGAAUAAAAUUGACAAGCGACUGGAUUUGGUUCCACUGGUCUCUAGUCCCAGCUGGCAAUUUGACCACGAUAAUCUGUGGCGCCUUCCCGGUGCGCAUGGCGAUGAGGUUGUGCGAUCGGUAUACUUGGAUGAUCAAAGUCAAUCGGUCUUUACUUGUGGUGAGGACGGGUUCGUGCGAGUAUGGAAGCCUGAUGGGGAUGAUUCGCAGGCGCAGGCGCAGGCUGGAUCGGCAAAGAACUCACGAAAAGAGAAGAAACAGAAAGAUCGGUUCCGACCCUAUUAG
Penicillium odoratum is the source of this 1086-nucleotide messenger RNA. RefSeq names its product WD40 repeat domain-containing protein. Gene Ontology annotation, molecular function: protein binding. The transcript has 6 exons. Bases 1 to 1086 code for a protein of 361 amino acids. The record is from RefSeq and is a predicted model, not a curated record. Lineage: Eukaryota; Fungi; Ascomycota; Eurotiomycetes; Eurotiales; Aspergillaceae.